AUGAAAAAGAAGCUCAUACUUGAUGUGGACACAGGGGUGGAUGAUGCUAUGGCCAUCAUGAUGGCCUUGGCAGAUACCAAUGUUGAGGUACUGGGGAUCACUUGCUGCCACGGCAACACCCCCCUUGAGAAAGUCCUGAAGAACACCCUUCGUGUUCUAAAGGUGUGCAACAGGCUGGAUAUCCCAGUGUACGCGGGAUGCUCGCAGCCGCUGCUAUCCAACAAACAGCAUGCCAGUGAUUAUCAUGGGAAGGACGGCCUUGGAGACGUGCCGGAUCCAGAUGCGCCAGGGUUGGAACUGGUGCAAAAGAAAAAAGGUGUUAAGGCCUUAAUCAAAAUGGUCAAGCAGAACCAGGGAGAGGUGAUUCUAGUGGCCACGGCACCUCUGACUAACCUAGCAGCAGCAGUGCAACUUGAUCCUUCCCUUCCCAAGAAGCUUAAGGCUCUAUACAUCAUGGGAGGCAACAUUGACUCCAGGGGUAACACCACAACAUGCGGGGAGUUUAACUUUGUUGCCGACACAGAGGCUGCCUACAUUGUGUUGGAACGCUACACUUGCCCCACCACCAUUGCCUCCUGGGAGUUCACCUGCAGUAACAGCCUUCCAUGGUCUUUUUGUGAACAGUGGCUUUCCAUCAAAUCUGACAAAGCUGCGUUCAUGAAAAAAAUUUCAUGCCUGUCCAGGACGAAAUCUCAGUCAGCGGACUACCAGAAGGAGAUCACGGCAGGAAAAGGGUUCAAUUCUUGCGACACCUACGCCCUGGCCGCGGCAAUCAAUGACUCUCUGAUCACUGAGAGUGAGAAUGUCCCUGUCACUGUGGAGCUCAUGGGGGCCAAUACCAGAGGCAUGAUGGUAUUGGACUACAUGAACCUGCUAGAGAAGAAACACAAGGUGACCAUCAUGAAAAAAGUUGACUUGGAGAAGUUCAAGCAGAUGCUUAUCAAUUCACUCCAGUAG
This is a messenger RNA of Nerophis lumbriciformis (worm pipefish), 957 nucleotides long. Lineage: Eukaryota; Metazoa; Chordata; Actinopteri; Syngnathiformes; Syngnathidae. The record is from RefSeq and is a predicted model, not a curated record.